This is a messenger RNA of Coregonus sp. 'balchen', 5742 nucleotides long. NCBI's taxonomy places the organism in Eukaryota, Metazoa, Chordata, Actinopteri, Salmoniformes, Salmonidae. The record is from the annotation of a GenBank genome assembly.
AUGCCUCGUCCGUCCCCCAUCGCCCAGGAGAUGCCUCAUCCGUCCUCCAUCGCCCAGGAGAUGCCUCGUCCGUCACCCAUCGCCCAGGAGAUGCCUCGUCCGUCCCCCAUCGUCCAGGAGAUGCCUCGAUGCCUCGUCCGUCCCCCAUCGCCCAGGAGAUGCCUUGUCCGUCCCCCAUCGUCCAGGAGAUGCCUCGAUGCCUCGUCCGUCCCCUCAUCGCCCAGGAGAUGCCUAGUCCGUCCUCCCAUCGCCCAGGAGAUGCCUCGUCCGUCCCCCAUCGUCCAGGAGAUGCCUCGUCUGUCCCCCAUCGCCCAGGAGAUGCCUCGUCCGUCCCCCAUCGCCCAGGAGAUGCCUCGUCCGUCCCCCAUCGUCCAGGAGAUGCCUCGUCCGUCCCCCAUCGUCCAGGAGAUGCCUCGUCUGUCCCCCAUCGCCCAGGAGAUGCCUAGUCCGUCCUCCCAUCGCCCAGGAGUCACCUAUAACCCUAACCCUAACCCUUGUCCGUCCCUUGUAUGUGCUGCUGUAUGUCCCCGAUUCCCCUAACCCUGACCCUUGUCCGUCCCCACUCCUAGCCCUUACCAAAACAUGGCGGAAAAUGUUUCUCCCCUCUGAUCUAAAACCAGUAGGAACCACAAACGUCAAUGGCAAUUAUCUUAACAUUUUAAAGCAUAUAUAAUAUUCACGCACCCCAAUAACAUUGUCGCUGAGGAGGGCUUGCUAGCUAGCUUCAGAGUUUGAGUCACCUCGGCUGUUUUCUUAUAAAACAGCUCAGCUAGCAACGCUAGCUAGCUAACAUUAGGUAGACUGUUUCUAGACUCAGUAGGUCAUCAAAGGCUUCAGGAGCCAGAUGGUUGGAUAUGGGGGCUUCAGUAGCCAGUGGGUUAGAUAUGGGGGCUUCAGGAGCCAGAUGGUUGGAUAUGGGGGCUUCAGGAGCCAGCUGGUUAGAUAUGGGGGCUUCAGUAGCCAGUGGGUUAGAUAUGGGGGCUUCAGGAGCCAGAUGGUUGGAUAUGGGGGCUUCAGUAGCCAGUGGGUUAGAUAUGGGGGCUUCAGGAGCCAGAUGGUUGGAUAUGGGGGCUUCAGGAGCCAGCUGGUUAGAUAUGGGGGCUUCAGUAGCCAGUGGGUUAGAUAUGGGGGCUUCAGGAGCCAGAUGGUUGGAUAUGGGGGCUUCAGGAGCCAGCUGGUUAGAUAUGGGGGCUUCAGUAGCCAGCUGGUUGGAUAUGGGGGCUUCAGGAGCCAGCUGGUUGGAUAUGGGGGCUUCAGGAGCCAGCGGGUUAGAUAUGGGGGCUUCAGGAGCCAGUGGGUUAGAUAUGGGGGCUUCAGGAGUCAAAUGGUUAGAUAUGGGGGCUUCAGGAGCCAACUGGUUAGAUAUGGGGGCUUCAGGAGACAGUUUGUUAGAUAUGGGGGCUUCAGGAGACAGUUGGUUAGAUAUGGGGCUUCAGGAGCCAAAUGGUUAGGUAUGGGGGCUUCAGGAGACAGUUGGUUAGAUAUGGGGGCUUCAGGAGACAGUUGGUUAGAUAUGGGGGCUUCAGGAGACAGUUGGUUAGAUAUGGGGGCUUCAGGAGACAGUUGGUUAGAUAUGGGGGCCUCAGGAGACAGUUGUUUAGAUAUGGGGGCUUCAGGAGCCAGCUGGUUAGAUAUGGGGGCUUCAGGAGCCAGUUGGUUAGAUAUGGGGGCUUCAGGAGCCAGCUGGUUAGAUAUGGGGGCUUCAGGAGCCAGUUGGUUAGAUAUGGGGGCUUCAGGAGCCAGCUGGUUAGAUAUGGGGGCUUCAGGAGCCAGCUGGUUAGAUAUGGGGGCUUCAGGAGCCAGCUGGUUGGAUAUGGGGGCUUCAGGAGCCAGCUGGUUGGAUAUGGGGGCUUCAGGAGCCAGCGGGUUAGAUAUGGGGGCUUCAGGAGCCAGCGGGUUAGAUAUGGGGGCUUCAGGAGACAGUUGGUUAGAUAUGGGGGCUUCAGGAGACAGUUGGUUAGAUAUGGGGGCUUCAGGAGACAGUUGGUUAGAUAUGGGGGCUUCAGGAGCCAACUGGUUAGAUAUGGGGGCUUCAGGAGACAGUUGGUUAGAUAUGGGGGCUUCAGGAGACAGUUGGUUAGAUAUGGGGGCUUCAGGAGACAGUUGGUUAGAUAUGGGGGCUUCAGGAGCCAACUGGUUAGAUAUGGGGGCUUCAGGAGACAGUUGGUUAGAUAUGGGGGCUUCAGGAGACAGUUGGUUAGAUAUGGGGGCUUCAGGAGCCAGCUGGUUAGAUAUGGGGGCUUCAGGAGCCAGUUGGUUAGAUAUGGGGGCUUCAGGAGCCAGCUGGUUAGAUAUGGGGGCUUCAGGAGCCAGCUGGUUAGAUAUGGGGGCUUCAGGAGCCAGCUGGUUGGAUAUGGGGGCUUCAGGAGCCAGCUGGUUGGAUAUGGGGGCUUCAGGAGCCAGCGGGUUAGAUAUGGGGGCUUCAGGAGCCAGCGGGUUAGAUAUGGGGGCUUCAGGAGACAGUUGGUUAGAUAUGGGGGCUUCAGGAGACAGUUGGUUAGAUAUGGGGGCUUCAGGAGACAGUUGGUUAGAUAUGGGGGCUUCAGGAGCCAACUGGUUAGAUAUGGGGGCUUCAGGAGACAGUUGGUUAGAUAUGGGGGCUUCAGGAGACAGUUGGUUAGAUAUGGGGGCUUCAGGAGACAGUUGGUUAGAUAUGGGGGCUUCAGGAGCCAACUGGUUAGAUAUGGGGGCUUCAGGAGACAGUUGGUUAGAUAUGGGGGCUUCAGGAGACAGUUGGUUAGAUAUGGGGGCUUCAGGAGACAGUUGGUUAGAUAUGGGGCCUCAGGAGACAGUUGUUUAGAUAUGGGGGCUUCAGGAGCCAGCUGGUUAGAUAUGGGGGCUUCAGGAGCCAGUUGGUUAGAUAUGGGGGCUUCAGGAGCCAGCUGGUUAGAUAUGGGGGCUUCAGGAGCCAGUUGGUUAGAUAUGGGGGCUUCAGGAGCCAGCUGGUUAGAUAUGAUUCUACUAGUUAGUUAGACAUUGGCCAUGCAGUAUCUAACUAGCUAGGUAACAGUUAGAUAAUCAUGGAUGCCAAACGACGACGCUAGCUAGACUCGGGAGCUCAUGGGCAACAAUAGCCAACUGGUUACACAUGAUCACGCCAUGGGCUACAAUAAGCUACUAGUUUGUUUUCAGAAAAUUAGUUCAACUGAUAGUUAGUUUAUCCACUGACCACUGCAUUUAGGAGGAUAGCUAAAUUAGGCCUAUUGAAAUGCAGCUAGCUAGCUCACUGGCUAACCACUACUACCCAGAUAAUCGUUGAUUACCUAUUCUUUGAUAGAUUUGGGUUAACUUGCUCAUGUCAAGCAACAGACAGUUUGUGGAAAGGUAAAAAUAACAAUUAGUGGACUCGUUUUAUGAAUGAUCGGACUGUGUAAACUUAAAUAGCUAGCUGGUGAGGCUUUCAUUUAUUUCCCGAUUAAUUAAGCUGAAGCUGGGUAUCCCAAGUCGUUCGGUGCUUACUGCUCAUGCCGGCGAGCAAUCUACCGACGGCUUUGCAGCUCAUCUGUGUGACGUCACACACCCAAGAAGUCUCAACCAAUCACAGACAUAACUCAUGAAUAUUAAUGACUUUGCCUACGGCUAUUCUACAAAAGGGUUUUUUGCGUCCUGUCCCCCCCCUCCAUCUCCCUGACCUCCUGUCCACCCCCCUGUACCCCAUCCCUCCCUGUCCUCCCAUCCCCUAUCCCCAUGUACCUCCCCUCCACCCGUCCUCCUGUCCAUCCCACCGUCUGACCUCCUGUCCUUCCCACUUGACUGUCCCCGACCCCUUGCCCUCCCCAUGUUGCUCCAGCACCCAAGAGAGGUCCUGUCCAUCCCCCUGUCCUUCCCACUUGAUUGUCCACCUUGACUAUCCUCCCCAUCUCCCUGCCCCCCUGCCCCUCUAGCCACCCGUUCCUCCUUCAGCAGACCACCUGCAGUAGAGGUCCUUGGAGAUAGGGAGUGGUCCUUUCUCCGACAUUAGACUGAUGUUGAGUGGCUGUGUGAUGGCAGGUUGACAGGCUUCAUUCAGGGUCUGGGACUCGUUGAAGGAGGACAUAGCAGGGCUGUCAUACUAUUUAUAAUGUUCUUUAUGGAAACAGGAGUUUUGGGGAUUGAAAGAGUAUCUACGAUUGUCGUACAUACCUAUUGUACUCUGAUGCAAGGUCACGCUAGAUAAUCUUGUGUGUGUAUUGACCACCAAAUUACUAAAUAUCCCCACCAUUUGUUUAGAUGAAGAUUGACGCAAACAUCACCUAUUGAAUGGUCUUAACGAAUAGUUUUAACAAAUGGUCUUAACGAAUGGUCUUAACGAAUGGGACACAUACAGUACACACACCAACCCAGCACUGUAUCACAGAACUGGAAUAGAUCCAGAACACACCAACACAGCACUGUAACUCAGAACAGGAAUAGAUCCAGAACACUGGAAUAGAUCCAGCACUGUACCCAGUAGCGAUUCGGUGGGGAAAACCCGCCCAAAAUUUUGGGAUGCAUGCCAGCGAAGCCACUACACAAGACACCACUAAAACAAUACAUUAAAUGCACUACAACGGUGACAAACAGUGAUUAAUUCCCACUAACUGUUAGGGCCUACAUAAAGCUGUCCUGACAGCGUAGGUGUUGUUACAGCACCAUGGAGUGAAACCUUACCACCGCUACACCUGGCUAUCAGCGGAGCCUCGUCUGGCAGCGAAAAACAGUUCAUUCAGCCUCAUUUACUGUUUUUUUUUUUUUUUUUUUUUUUUUAAUAACCGUAGCUGAUAUGGCUGACUUGCUUAAGUAAAUUUGGUUUUUCUACUGACUCCUUUUGGAUUUGUUUUAAGUCGAUAAGAACUGCAUUCUCUUUCAAUAAUAACGAUUGCCAACAUGACCUUUGAACCAUACACAAACAUUAUUACAUUCAUGAUUAGUAAAUUCAUAAUGUUUGUUGUUAUAUCAUUAUUAACACUUUGCUCUGAGUAUAAGUGAGUACAAGCCUUCAUUCAGCACUUUCAAAAUGGACAGCGACAGAAAUUCAGAUAGAUGUUAGUUCAGAUCAAUUAUUUUAAUAGUUACAGUAUUUUAUUGUGAAUAACUUGUCAUGACAACCCACUUUGUUUUCUAUUGUAUAAAAAAAAACUAAAAUAACAAUAAUAAUAAAUUAUCCUUCUGUUCAAAAUAAUUUCAAAUGACUCCAAAAACCAGGUUUCACUGAGAGAAAAAUCCCCAGAUUUGUCAUUUGUGGCACUGUGAUGUUUUCUCUUCAGUGAUUAUCCUGUCCAAGUUUUGAAGUUCUUAAGACAGUUUCUCAGUACAGACUAUAAUCAGAACAAGUAUAUCUGCCAAGGUACACAAACACACACACACACACACACACACACACACACACACACACACACACACACACACACACACUCUCUCUCUCAGCUUGGAGAUAACUCAGCUGAACAUAGGAGCAUUAGGUCUGGGAGAGAGAAGUGACGGCAAACACACAAAGCUGCUCUCUUUCUCCUCUCUCUGCUAAGGACCCCCACCGGGAGGUGAACAGACUGCUCUCCUUCUCCUCUCUCUGCUAAGGACCCCCACCGGGAGGUGAACAGACUGCUCUCCUUCUCCUCUCUCUGCUAAGGACCCCCACCGGGAGGUGAACAGACUGCUCUCCUUCUCCUCUCUCUGCUAAGGACCCCCACCGGGAGGUGAACAGACUGCUCUCCUUCUCCUCUCUCUGCUAAGGACCCCCACCAGGAGGUGAACAGACUGCUCUCCUUCUCCUCUCUCUGCUAA